CUAUGCAAAAGUGUGUGCUCCCCGCUUUACUCUUGUACUCUGUACUCCUACUGCCAUUGUAGACCCUGCUUAAGCAGUAAGCAGUACGAAAUAGGAUUCGCUCAUUUUGUCGGGAGUAACGCGGGGAGUAAAGGGCCUUCUACAAUGGAGUGUCGUAGGUGCUUUACCUGGAAGGGGAAUAAAGGAUCGAGCCUGUGACCAAGUUGGGUGCGAGACAGAACCACGUUUUAAAGAAAGAGAAGGGUAGAUUGUUACCUCCGUCCGCAAUGCGCAAGCGCGAAUUAGCAAAACGGCGCACAGCGUUAGCGCAUUUUAUUGUUUGUAAGAGAGGUUAAGAUUAGGAAAUGACGGUGUCACCUAAAAAGUUAUAUUUCAAAGUUAUAUUUAAAGUUAAUUUCAAAGUUUUAUUUCAACGUUAUAUUUAAGAAAAAAUGCCAGGCCCAUAUUGUGUCUUAUGCGGUAAACGUGAUAAAUCGGUAUCUUAUCAUGGAUUUCCGAAAAACGACGAAUCUCGUAAGAAGUGGCUGGAUUUUUGUGGCAUUGAUAAAAAUGUUUUAAGCACAGUUACUAAACUGUGUUCAAAUCAUUUUGAAGAAGACAAAUUAAUUCACAAAUCGAAGAAUACGUUUCUCAAGUCCAAUACUCUGCCAACUAUUACAAGUAAAAAGAGGAAGAAACACCAAUGUUUAGAUAGCAGUCUGAAAAAAUCAAAAAAUUCGAAAAAUAUCAGUGAAGAAAUAGUCAACAAUGGAACUGUCAAUGAUAACAUCAGUGAAGAAAUAGCUAGCAAUGGAACUGUAAAUGAUAAAAUUUAUCAUAAUAAUGGAACUGCCUUUAACAUGACUGUCAACGAUGGAAUUGUCAUUAAUGAUGGAGUUAUUACCAAUGGAACUGCCCAUAUAACUGUGGAUGAUAGAAUUAUUGAUGAGACUAUAGACAAUAAAAUUAUUGAUAUGACUGUGGACAAUGGAAUCGUCAGCAAUGGUGGAAUCAGUGAUGAAAUUGUCGACAAGACAAUCUAUUGUGAUAAUAACAUCAUCACUGAUGAAACUGUUCAUAUGGGAAUCCAUCGUGAUGAUGGAAUCAUUAUUGAUGAAACCGAGACACUAAAUUCUAAUACUUGCCUAACUGUGAAUCGUCCAUCUACAUCUCCAAACUCUGAAAGAAGUUAUUGUUUCCAAACACCUGUCAAAAAUUUACAUGACCCUCGUUUUGUUGGUGCCAUUAGAACGCCACAUCUUGCCACGCCAAGGAAAGCUCGAAGAGCUUUGGAAGUAGCGAAACGAACAAUCGAAAAACAGCGAAGAAAAAUCAAAACGUUGCAGCAAGCCAAAAUCAGAUUAGUUAGUCGCAUAACAAUAAUAAAAGGAUUAAUCCAACAUUUAAAGCAGAAAGAUUUAUUAUCCGAAACAACAGCUGAAAAUUUAAUGGUAACUCUUGGCUAUGAUAAUAAUUAAUAAUAAUUAACUUAACUUUAACUUAAUUUUAAUUAAUUGAAUUUGUUUAAAAUUAAUAAAUUGUAAAAAGUAUCGCUCUAUUGAUUAGCUUGUAGAAAAUUUGUAAUAAAUGUUUGAAUUGUACAAAAAUUAA
Molecule: messenger RNA, 1590 nt
Organism: Nylanderia fulva
Lineage: Eukaryota; Metazoa; Arthropoda; Insecta; Hymenoptera; Formicidae
Molecular function (GO): sequence-specific DNA binding
Source: RefSeq, a predicted model, not a curated record